AUGUCACCACGAGCCAUUGUUAUUGAUAGCGGGUCCGGGUUCACCAAGGCUGGAUUUGGCGGCGACCGGCAGCCUCUCAGAGUAUUCCCAACUACAAUCCAAUAUCCUACUAGGACGAAAGAGAACAGGAACACUGAUAUCUGGAUGACCACUUACAACGUCGGCCAUGCCGUUGACCCGAAUUAUGAAGGCCUCAACCAACCUCUAUACCCGAUCAGAGCAGGUGGCGUGAUCACGAACUGGCAAGACGCAGAUAGGAUAUGGAACUAUGCUUUGGCAGAGUUGGGAGCCUCCAUACCGCUCUCCCAUCAUCCAAUCAUCAUGACAGAACCACUCCAUCUCUCUCCAAGCCAGCGGAUGACCAUGGUAUCCCACGUCUUCGAAUAUUUCUCCGCGCCGGCGUACUACACGGCCUCGCCGGUUCUGCUGUCAACUUACGCGGCCAACCUACCCAUCGCUCUCGUCAUCGACUCGGGCUACGCGGGGACUUCUACUCUACCAGUAUACGAUCACGCGCCUAUCCGGAACCAUGCCCGUAGGCACGACGUUGGGGGACAAGCGAUAGACGACUGGUUGCAGCAAGCUCUCACGAAUGAAGUCGGUCUAGAGCUUCCGUCAAACGGGGCUUGGGAUGACGUUCUGUGGUUGGCCAAGACUGAACGGUGCCGCGUCGCAAAGGACUUUGAGGAGGGUGUCAUGCGGUGGAAGAAUAUGGUGGAUGACAGAGGGGAAGAAGAGAUCUGGGAUCUGCCUGACGGGAUGAAAGUCAAGCUUGACACCCCGCUGGGUUUGCGUGCGGGCGAGGUGUCGUUCAACCCUUCCAUGUUGGGGCUUGAUGUUGGUGGGCUGCAGCAUAAUGCCUUUAAUGUUAUUAUGAAGUGUGCACAGGGUCUUCGUGAAAGUCUCUGUCAAAAUAUCCUGCUUGCUGGAGGAAACACCAUGUUUCCUGGGUUCGGCGCCAGGUUGAAGUGCGAACUGGAGCGUUUAUUCGCAGAGGGUACUACUAUCAAUGCCAUCUCUCCUCGGAAUAGGGCGUAUUCCGCUUGGGUUGGGGGAUCCAUCAUGAGCGAACUUUCGACGUUUGAAAGGAUGUGUGUUAUGAGGGCCGAGUACGAAGAGGUAGGGCCCGAGAUAGCAAACAAGAAGUUUCUUUGA
Colletotrichum paranaense is the source of this 1155-nucleotide messenger RNA. Its product is annotated as actin. The coding region runs from base 1 to 1155 and encodes 384 amino acids. The transcript is spliced from 6 exons. Lineage: Eukaryota; Fungi; Ascomycota; Sordariomycetes; Glomerellales; Glomerellaceae. The record is from RefSeq and is a predicted model, not a curated record.